Trichobilharzia szidati is the source of this 3725-nucleotide messenger RNA. NCBI's taxonomy places the organism in Eukaryota, Metazoa, Platyhelminthes, Trematoda, Strigeidida, Schistosomatidae. The record is from the annotation of a GenBank genome assembly.
AGAAAAAGAGAUAUCAGAAUGAGAAAUAAUAAUUUAAACAAUAAUAAUUAUAGUAAUAGCCAUAGUAAUUAUAAAAUAAAUGAUGAAGAGCUUAAUUGGUUCACCGUAUCACUGACAAAAUAUUAUUUAACGAAUAAUAAUAAUAAUAACGAAUACAAUCAAACUAGUAGAAAUAUGCCUACGAAAUUAACCAAUCCGAAUGAUUCAUUCGAUAAAUUAGGUAGACAGUUCACUGAAUUAGCUAGAGAUGUUUUAAAAAAUUAUUCAAUUGUAGAAAGGUUCGGUAGAAAAGAUUUGUAUUCGAAAAAGGCAUUCACACCGAGAACUGCUAUUAAGACGCAUCUAUCACCACCUACAUCGUCAUCAUCAUCAUCAGCCUCCUCGACGUCAUCUAACUUCAACACACCGGUAACACAACAUCGAAGACAGAAGAAAUCGAUUGCUACACAAAGAAAUAAUAAUAAUACUCGGUUAGAGGAACUGAAUACAAGGCGGCAGGUAAAACAACCCAACAACAAAUCUAUGACAAUACAUAUUAGUAAAACGGAUAAAGUUAAGGAACAAGAUUCGUCGAAAGUGAAAACUACCGCUGCUGCUGCUAUGGCAACUCCACAGUCAAGUACCGAUUCAUUGAUGAGUAACACCGUGUCAAUUGAAUGUCAUACUCCACAAGUUUUCAAUCAUCCCUCAGAACCAAUUAUUAAUAGAGACAAAUUGAAGAAAUCGCCAUCAUCAUCACUGUCAUCACCUUCCGCAUCUUCUGCGUCUGUAUCGUCGAUUCCCUCACCGACUUCAACAUCAAAAUCUGAGUUGAAUACUGAAAAGCUUAAAUCGACCGACAAUGAAAAAUGUCAGACCAAAACGGGAUCGACAGAUUUCGAUGAUGAAUCUACAGAAAUAAAAAAUGAAGACACUAAAGAUAAACAGAAAGCGAAAGCGUCGUCCUCCACGAUGCCGUCCUCAUCGACGACAACACCAGUAUCAUCAGCGAAGUCAACUCAUCAUCAAAGCCGUCGUAAUCAUCAGCAUCAAACUUAUCAAUUUGUUGUAAAGUCUGAAACAUCGUCCACUGGACAGACAAAACAAAACAAAUCACAUACUGCCUAUUGUGAUAAUGAAACAUUGAAUUCCAAAUCAUCCGGUAUUGGAUUUUAUCGUAUUCUGAAUACAGUUGGAUCUGGAAAUUUUUCACAAGUGAAAUCAGCAAUGCAUGUUCUGACUAAAGAACGUGUGGCUAUUAAAGUCUUGGACAAGAGUAGAAUGGAUGCAUCAACUCGACGUUUACUUAGUCGUGAAAUAUCUAUUCUGGAGAGUUUACAUCAUCCAAAUAUUAUUAGAUUAUAUGAGGUUAUUGAAACAUUGACACGUUUAAAUCUUGUCAUGGAAUAUGUUGCUGGAGGGGAUUUAAAUCGUCGAAUAGUAAAAUAUGGUAAAUUAAGUGAACCUGAAGGAAGAAUUGUAUUUGCUCAAUUGAUUGCUGCUGUUAAUCAUUUACAUGAACGGAAUAUUAUACAUCGUGAUAUUAAAGCUGAGAAUAUACUCUUCACAUAUAAUUUUCAAAAUUUACAAUCAACACAAUCGAAAAUCGAUACACAGGAUGAUAAAUCAAUGAAACAUAAUAAUAAUAACAAUAGUAAUACUCUAAAGACAAGAAGUAAUCUAAGCGAUAAAAUUCAUAAACUUCUACGGCAUAGAUCACAUUCAAGUAAAUCGAGUAGAAGUCGUGAUUCACCGACAAAGGGAGAUAGUCAUCAUCAUCAUCAGCAACGUUCUUCACGUGAAAGGAAUUCACCACAGCUAGCAAAAUAUGCUACGAAUUUGUUAAGGAAUCAACAAUAUCAAGAGGGAGGUAAUCGGCAUAAAGGUAAUCUACCGACAAGAAUGUAUUCUAAUGUAGAAGAAGGUUAUGCUAAGACGAAAUUGAAUAAAUUAUAUCAUCAAAGUGAAUCAGUGAAAUCAUCGAGUUAUGAUGGUGAACAUUGUGAUGGAGGUUUAGAUAUAAAUGGUUUAUGUCCUGAUCAUUAUCGUGUAAAAUUGGUGGAUUUUGGUUUUAGUAAACUAACUAAGUCACCAGAUCAACAGUUGACUACAUUUUGUGGAUCACCUGCAUAUGCUGCACCAGAAUUAUUCGAAUCUCAAUCUUAUCGUGGUGGGCCAGUCGAUAUGUGGGCUCUCGGUAUUGUGCUAUUUUUCAUGUUAACCGGUCUACUACCAUUUCGUGGUUCAACUGUUGGCCAAGUAAGACGACUAGUUUUAGAUAAUUGUGGUCUACAACCCCCGGAUAGUCUGUCUCCGGCAGCAGCAGAUCUUUAUCGUAAUUUAACCGCUCGACUACCAGAAACACGUCCUACAGCUUCUCAGUUGAUUAAAUAUGCCCAAUAUGCUAGGAAAGAUUUAUCACCUAUUGAAAUCUCAUUACGUCAACGUUCAACAUGGACAAGUUGGUUAACUGGACAAACAUUUCCUAAACCGCUGCCUCGAUUUAAACAUUGUCCUCCGCUUCCUUCAAAUUCAGUGCUACAGCCAAUCUCAUCAACAUCAGACACUAAAUUGACCAAUAGUCAAACAGAUAAAAAACAAUCACUUGACACAGAACCCUCAACAACCAAUCAAAUUACGUCAAAUUCAAAAGAAACACCUACGACUUCUGAAUCAACCAAUCAACAAUCAGAAGAUACAACUAACAACACCAAUACCAAUACUAUUAAUACUACUUCUGAAAAUGACUUAAACAAAUCAGUAGUGCAUGACAGUAGCAAUCGAAAAUCAUGCGGAAAAUUAAUAAGAUGUCAUACAAUUUCAAGAAAUUCAAUCGAUAAUGAUGAAAUAGAAGCUGCUAAGUUAUUAUUAAAUUUAGGCAUUACAACUGAAGAGAUAAAAAGUUCAUACAAUUAUGAGUCAAGAAGUGCUGUCACUGGUGCAUAUCGUAUUAUGUUGCAUAAAAUUCAUAGAUCAAGACGUCUCAGUCGACUAGAUCACAUGAUGCACAAUGUCGGUAGUACUCAUAAUAAUGAAGACAAUUCAACCAGGUUUAAAAAUACUCUUUCCACAAUUAAAAGUUCAACAUCUCCUGGAAUAAGGAACAGUCCUCGUGAAACAGAAUCCAGCACCACCACCACCAACAACAACAAAAGCAGUAGCAGUAGUCAGAACAAGGAUCCAACCAAACGUCAAACAUUCCCUCAAUCAGCAAAAUCAACUGAACACACUGACAAUUCAAAGGCUAGUAAUCAUAAAACACAGUCAACUACACAAAAAUUAAAUGAAAAACCAGAGAGUAGAUUAUGUCAUUUAAUAUAAAAAAAAGAAAUGACCGAAUCAAACCAGAAUACAAACAAACAAACAAAGUUUUAUUAUUCAAUGUAAUUAUUUUGUGUUCCACUAGAUUCACUUUAAUCAAGAACGUUCCAUUGUCUUCCUAGACAAUAUCUUCAGUGCUGGGUCCAACGCAAAAUCUAGAAUAACAGUGAAAUCGACAGAAUUAAGCCCCUUCCUCCCCCCCCCACAUUCAAUCUAGAGCCUAGAGAUCACAAUAACACCAAAAAUAUUCAUCUGAGAGCUAAUUAUCUUCAUAUAAAGGAUUCUAUUUUACUAUUGACAUCACAGCUAUUAAUUUUCUACAGAUUUAUUUUUAUUUUUAUCUGUUUUUCGGAGACCAGAUUUAGAAAAAGAAAAACGUUUUCUUUCUCAGAUUUAUAUUCCGCCUUUUUGAUUAUUUAUUUCCA